Molecule: messenger RNA, 2635 nt
Organism: Quercus lobata
Lineage: Eukaryota; Viridiplantae; Streptophyta; Magnoliopsida; Fagales; Fagaceae
Product: U-box domain-containing protein 52-like
Exons: 10
Coding region: 145-2319 (724 amino acids)
Biological process (GO): protein phosphorylation
Molecular function (GO): protein kinase activity; ATP binding
Source: RefSeq, a predicted model, not a curated record
CAUAAAAGGGUUAUCAAGAUUCUAGAACAAAAAGUCUUUCUGUUUUUUUAAAAUUCUGGGUCAUCUUGAAUAGUUUGUGAAAUCUAGUUAAGAGAAACUGAGAAAGUACAGGUUUUUUUUUUUUUUUCCUUUGUGAGAAAGAAUAUGUGGCUUCCAAAGAAAAAAGAAAUAGAGAAGACAGAAGGAAAUGGGAUAGUUGCAGUUGCCGUUAACAAUGACAAAGGGAGCCAACAAGCUCUCAAAUGGGCUACUGACCAUCUUCUUUCCAAGGGCGAAACUCUCGUUCUAAUCCAUGUUGUUAAAAGAUCUUCCUCAUCUGCAUAUGGGGGAAAACGUGCUGCCAUUUGUGAUAGCAACGAAAAAACUGCCUCACUGCACAGACAACAACUUGAGCAGCAAAAUAGGGAUAUAUUCUUUACCUACCACUGCUACUGUACUCGUAAAUAUAUACACUGCCUCGAUGUCUUACUCGAAGACACAGAUAUAGGAAAAGCAUUAACAGACUAUGUUGCCCAUGCUGCAAUAGAGAAGUUGGUUCUUGGUGCUCCGCGGCAUGGAUUUUUGAGAUUCAAGUCAUCAAGCAUUCCAAGCACUGUAUCAAAAGGGGCACCAGAUUUCUGCUCCGUAUAUGUGAUCCCAAAAGGGAUCCACCUCUCUUCAGUGCGAAAAGCAUCUCGUCCAGCCCCCCAUACUUCCCCACUACUUGAACAUAUUAAGAAACUAAGUGCCAAAAGCAUUGAAACUUCUGCCACACUCUCCAAACUUACAAUGAACUUAAGAGCAGAGAGGAAUUCAUUUAAUCCUCGCAGCAAUGGGCCACCCAGGCAGCCCUUCACAAAAGGAGGAAGAGGGAAGAAUUCAAAGGCCUAUUCGGAAAUUCUAGAAUCAGAUAAUGAUAUAUCAUUUAUAAGCAGUGAGAAGCCAAGCACUGAAAAGAUGUUUCCUACAGUCUUCAAUUUUACUGAUUCAGGCCAAACCUCUCAGCUUUCAACUCAAUCAAUCUAUUUAGAUUCCAAGGUCAAUGACCUCAGUCGUUUGGAUUAUUUCUCAUCAAGUUCACAGGAGAGUGGUAGAACAUCUUGUUCAGGGUCAUCCCAAAAUUUGGAUGAUGAGGAAGCUAAGAUGAGGAGACUGAAGCUGCAGCUGAAGCAAAAAAUGGACAUGUACAGUGCUGCAUCCAGAGAGGCAUUUAAAGCAAAUCAAAAGGCAAUGGAGCAUCAUUGGAAACUUGCAGAAGAGUGGAAGUUAGAUGAGGUAAGACUAGGAGAGGAAGCUGCACUGUCAAUAGCAGAGAAAGAGAGAGCUAGGUCCAAGGCAGCUCCAAAGAGGAUUGCAGAGUUGGGAACACAAAAAAGAGCAAAUGAAAAAAUCAAAGCCCACAAAGAAGCAGAGCAAGCUAGGUGGGCAUUGGAUAAUCUAGCCCAAAGUGAUCUCAAAUACAGGAGAUACACAAUUGAGGAGAUUGAGAAGGCAACAAAUUUCUUUUCUGAAUCUCUUAAGAUUGGGGAAGGAGGUUAUGGCACUGUGUAUAGGUGUUACCUUGAUCAUACACCAGUCGCAGUCAAGGUUUUACAUCCAGAUGCUGCUCAAGGGAGAUCACAAUUUCUGCGAGAGGUAGACAUACUUGGCUGUAUAAGACAUCCCAAUAUGGUACUCCUUCUAGGAUCCUGUCCCGAGUUUGGCAUCCUAGUCUAUGAAUACAUGGCUAAUGGAAGUUUAGAUGACUGUCUCUUCCGGAAAGGAAACACUCCAGCCCUCUCUUGGCAACUCAGGUUCCGAAUUGCUGCAGAAAUUGCCACAGGCCUGCUCUUCCUCCAUCAGACCAAGCCAGAGCCAGUACUGCACUGUGACCUCAAGCCAGGAAACAUUUUGCUAGGCCACAACUACGUCAGUAAGAUUAGUGAUGCUGGAUUGGCCAGGGUCGUACCUGCUGUAGAUGAAAAUGUAACAGAGUUCCACACAACCUCAACAGUUGGAACCUUCUGCUAUAUUGAUCCAGAAUAUCAACAAACAGGAAUGCUUGAUGUAAAGUCUGAUAUCUACUCCCUAGGAAUCAUGCUUCUGCAGUUGAUAACAGCCAAGCCACCAAUGGGCCUGGCUUACAUUGUUGAACAGUCUAUUGAGAACGGUUCAUUCACAGAGAUGCUAGACCCAGCUGUGCUUGAUUGGCCAGUUGAAGAAGCAUUGUGCUUUGCAAAGCUAGCACUCCAAUGUGCAGAACUCAGACGGAAAGACCGGCCAGAUCUUUGCAAGGAAGUAUUGCCAGAGCUCAGUAGACUGAGAGAACUAGCUGAAGAAAAGAUGAACUAUAUCCUCUAACACAGCAGUUCUCAUCCCUCACCCAAUCACAGCCACGCUUCAAUACAACAGGAUGUAUAAGCGAUCCACUCCUGGAGAACUCAUCAAGCACAUCAUCACUGACAGGAAGACAAUCAAGUAUAGAUUGAUCAACACUUUAAGUAGUAUGAAGAUCAAAACCUAAAGGUUGGUUUAUUUUCUUUGGUUCACAGGUGUAACUGAGUAAUGCUAGCAAGUCAAUUCAAGUUCCUUGAGGAAGCAUUGCAACAGAAAAUUCAAUACGUUGAAUUUUGUUGCUUUGCUAUGUGAAGUUGUUCAACGGACCACAUUGACUAGG